GAACCCUACGGCGUCAUGGCGGAGGCCGGUUGUCGGAAGACCCUGGAUUGAAAUGCCAGCUUUAAACUAUUCCAGUUGACCGACGAGCUCUAGACUUCGCGUACACCUUUAAGGGAGAAGGGGACUAUACUCGUUUUCUGGAGCGGGAGAAAGGGCCAAAUUGUAGCAGUUCUUCCGAACGGAGCCGUUUGUGGCUGCUCUCCCUAACUGGGAGCUAGCUGGCUAACGUGAAGCAGCGUUAGCUCUGCUAGCUCUGCUGCUAGCUCACUAAAUAAAAGAAGAAGGAUCCGUGAACAAGUGGGACGGUAGAUUCUAACAAGCAUUUCACCGGAGUUUGUCAGGUUAACCACGUAGAACUUGGUGAAGGUUAUUGGGGGGGAAGUCUGUAUUCUGGACUUCAGCAUGGCAGGUCGCAGUGAGGAUGAAAGUGUAAGCAACAGCAGUGGAGAAUCAAGUAAUUCUGAUGAUGAAUCCGGUUCUGGAUCGGGAUCGGCAUCGGGGUCUGGCUCAGGCUCCAGUUCCAGCUCCUCCAGCAGCAGCAGCCAGUCAGGGAGCAGUGACUCAGGAAGUGGCUCAGACUCUGGCAGCCAGUCAGAUUCUGACACAGAAAAAUCCAAGGAGAAGAUUGAACCACCAAAUAAGUCAAACAUUGAUGGAGCUGAGUUCUGGAAGUCUAACCCAAGUAUCCUAGCAGUGCAGAGGUCUGCCAUGCUCAGGAAACAGCAGCUCCAGCAGCAGCAGCAACAGCAACAAAGACAAAGCUCCUCAAAUAGUGGAUCUGAUGAGGACUCAUCAAGCAGCGAUGAAUCCGACUCAUCUAGCAGCUCCAAGAGGAGAAGAAAUUCAGGCUCCUCUGACUCUGGAUCAGGUUCUGGAUCAGGGAGUGGAUCUGGAUCAGACUCCUCAGCAGAGGACAACAGUGAUGAGACCGCAUCAGAUUAUGAGCCCAGUCACAAAACAAAAAGCAGAAAGCCUCCAACCAAGAUGAAUUUUCGCAACGGGAAGAAAAGCAGCAAUCAGAAGAAGAAACCCCAGAAGGGUUCAUCAUCUGAAGACGAGGACGACAGCUACAAGAAGGCGGUGUCAUCAGGGCCGCGGCGACAGGCCACCGUCAACAUCAGCUACAAAGAGGAUGAGGAGCUGAAGACGGACUCCGAUGACCUGGUGGAGGUGCUGGGAGAGGAUGUCCCACAGCCUGAAGAAGAUGAGUUCGAAACGCUGGAGAGAGUAAUGGACUGCAGAAUAGGAAGGAAAAGAGCGACUGGAAGUGUAACAACAGUAUACGCCGUAGAAGCAGACGGGGACCCCAACAUAAACUUCAACCCCAACAAGGAGGCGGGUGAUGUUCAGUAUCUGAUAAAGUGGAAGAACUGGGCCCACAUUCACAACACCUGGGAGACAGAAGAGACACUGAAAUUACAGAAUGUCAAGGGCAUGAAGAAACUGGACAAUUUCAAGAAGAAAGAGCAGGAGAAAAAGAAAUGGUUAAAGGCGGCAUCUCCAGAGGAUAUAGAGUAUUUCAAUUGUCAGGAAGAACUGAUGGAUGACCUGCACUCACAGUAUCAGCUUGUAGAAAGGAUUAUCGGGCAUUCGAACCAGAAGUCGGCGGCUGGUUACCCAGACUACCUGUGCAAGUGGCAGGGGUUGCCAUACUCAGAGUGUAGCUGGGAAGACGGUGGUCUUAUUGCCAAGAAAUUUCAGAAAUGCAUCGACGACUACAUGAGCAGAAACCAAUCCAAGACCAUUCCGUCUAGAGACUGCAAGGUGCUGAAACAGAGACCCAGGUUUAUGCCCAUGAAGAAGCAGCCAACGUACAUCGGAGGUGACGGCCUGGAGCUACGAGACUACCAGCUGGACAGUUUGAACUGGAUGGCCCACUCUUGGUGCAAAGGCAACAGCUGCAUCCUCGCUGAUGAAAUGGGGUUAGGGAAGACCAUCCAGACCAUCUGCUUCCUCAACUACAUGUUCAAUGAGCACCAACUGUACGGGCCCUUCUUACUGGUGGUUCCUCUUUCAACGUUAACCUCCUGGCAGAGGGAAAUCCAGCUGUGGGCCCCCCAGAUGAACGUCGUGGUCUAUCUGGGAGACAUCAGCAGCAGGAACAUGAUCAGGACACACGAAUGGAUGCAUGUUCACACCAAGAGACUGAAGUUUAACAUCCUCCUCACAACAUAUGAGAUUCUCCUUAAAGACAAGUCGUUUUUAGGAAGUGUUAACUGGGCCUUCAUUGGUGUGGAUGAGGCGCAUCGACUGAAGAACGACGACUCCCUCCUUUACAAAACCAUGAUCGACUUCAAGUCUAAUCACAGGCUUCUGAUCACAGGAACGCCUCUGCAGAACUCCCUCAAAGAGCUCUGGUCCCUGCUGCACUUCAUCAUGCCUGAGAAGUUUCAUUCUUGGGAGAUGUUUGAGGAAGAGCAUGGUAAAGGAAGAGAUUCGGGCUACACGAGUCUGCACAAGGAGCUGGAACCUUUUCUACUGCGUCGAGUUAAGAAGGAUGUGGAGAAGUCUCUUCCUGCUAAAGUGGAGCAGAUCUUGAGGGUGGAGAUGAGUGCUAUCCAGAAACAGUAUUACAAAUGGAUCCUGACCAGGAACUACAAGGCUCUGAGUAAAGGUACUAAGGGCAGCACGUCAGGCUUCCUGAACAUCAUGAUGGAGCUGAAGAAGUGUUGUAACCACUGCUACCUUAUCAAGCCUCCAGAGGACAACGAGUUCCUCAACAGAGCAGAAGCCUUACAGCAACUGAUCCGCAGCAGUGGCAAGUUGGUUCUUUUGGACAAGCUGCUGGUGCGUUUAAAGGAGCGAGGCCACAGAGUGCUAAUCUUCUCGCAGAUGGUACGGAUGCUGGAUAUCCUGGCGGAAUAUCUGCGGAGCCGGCAGUUCCUUUUUCAGCGAUUAGAUGGCUCAAUCAAAGGGGAGAUGAGGAAGCAGGCUUUGGAUCAUUUCAAUGCUGAGGGCUCAGAGGACUUCUGCUUCCUGUUAUCUACACGUGCUGGUGGACUGGGUAUCAAUCUGGCAUCAGCAGACACAGUAGUUAUCUUUGACUCUGACUGGAACCCCCAGAAUGAUCUUCAGGCUCAGGCCAGAGCUCACAGGAUUGGACAGAAGAGACAGGUGAAUAUCUACCGACUGGUGACCAAGGGCUCAGUGGAGGAAGACAUCAUUGAAAGAGCAAAGAAGAAGAUGGUGCUGGAUCACCUUGUUAUUCAGAGGAUGGACACUACAGGGAAAACUGUCCUCCACACGGGCGCUGCUCCAUCCAGUUCAGCACCGUUUAACAAGGAGGAGCUGUCUGCGAUUUUGAAGUUUGGUGCUGAGGAGCUUUUCAAAGAGCCAGAGGGUGAAGAACAGGAGCCUCAGGAAAUGGACAUCGAUGAAAUCCUCAAAAGAGCAGAGACCAGGGAGAAUGACCCUGGACCCUCCACAGUGGGAGAGGAGCUGCUGUCUCAGUUCAAGGUGGCGAACUUCUCCAUGAUGGAAGAUGAAGAAAUAGAUAUCGACUCUGAACGUAGCCAGCGGAGUUGGGACGAUAUCAUUCCUGAGGAGCAGAGGAGGAGAAUGGAGGAGGAGGAGAGACAGAAGGAGCUGGAGGAAAUAUACAUGUUGCCACGCAUGAGAAACUGUGCCAAACAGAUAAGCUUUAACGCGAGUGAGGGCCGACAGAGCAGAAACAGGAGAUACUCUGGGUCAGACAGUGACUCCACCUCAGAUCGAAAGAGGCCAAAGAAGCGAGGGCGGCCUCGGACCAUUCCACGGGAAAACAUCAAAGGCUUCAGUGAUGCUGAGAUUCGGAGGUUUGUAAAGAGUUACAAAAAAUUUGGAGGACCACUGGAACGGUUGGAUGCAAUUGCUCGUGACGCUGAACUUGUGGAUAAGUCUGAACAUGACUUGAAACGUCUGGCAGAGACCGUUCACAAUGGCUGUGUGAGAACACUACGAGAAAACCCGUGUGGACCAGAAAAGACAUCAGGAGGCAGGAGAGGGAAGGUGAAAGGCCCCACCUUCAGGAUCUCUGGUGUCCAGGUAAACGCCAAGCUCGUCAUCUCCCAUGAAGAAGAGCUGGCUCCGCUCCACAAGGCCAUUCCUGCUGACCCCGAAGAGAGGAAGAAGUAUAUGAUUCCAUGCCACUCAAAGGCAGCACACUUUGACAUCGACUGGGGGAAAGAGGACGACUCCAGCCUCCUCAUCGGAAUUUACGAGUACGGCUAUGGGAGCUGGGAAAUGAUCAAGAUGGAUCCUGACCUCAAUCUCACACACAAGCUCCUACCGGACGACCCUGACAAGAAGCCUCAAGCGAAACAGCUUCAGACCCGAGCAGACUACCUCAUCAAGUUACUGAGCAAAGACCUGGCCAAAAAAGAAGCCCAGAAACAAGCAGGGACAGCCAACUCACGAAAGAGGAAACCAAGAAGUAAAAAGAGCAAAACACUGAAGCCUGCUAAGCCUGAUGAGGUGAUGAAGAGCCCGUCCUCAGAUCCUCCAUCAGACAGGAGAUCAGACGAUGACGAUGAUGCUGAGGAGGAAAAGGAGACGACACCAGUGAAGACACCGAGCAGACGGAGCCGAACUGAGCGGGUGGUGGUGAAGGAGGAGGAGGAAGACGAGGACGAGGAGGAAGAGGACGACCAGGAGGACGGUUCUUCGUCAGGGGAGAGGGAGGUCAAAGACAAAGAGAUCAAGAAAGAAUGCAAGAAGGAGAAAAAGGAGGACAGCUGGGACAUGAAAGAGUCAAAAGACCUGAAGGAGAAGAAAGAAGCCAAGCCUCAGGAGACGCACAAACAGGAAGAGGCCACGGAAAAGAACGAAAUAAAGAGUGAGGCACGAGAACGGACAAAGAAGGCCUCUGACACGCCGAUCCACAUUACGGCCAGUGGAGAGCCUGUGCCAGUGUCUGAGGAGUCGGAGGAACUGGACCAGAAGACCUUCAGCGUGUGUAAAGAGAGGAUGCGGCCGGUGAAGGCGGCGCUGAAGCAGCUGGACCGACCGGAGAAAGGCCUGUCUGAGCGCGAGCAGCUGGAACACACCAGACAAUGCCUCAUCAAGAUCGGAGAUCACAUCACCGAGUGUCUGAAGGAGUACUCCAACCCCGACCUAAUCAAACAGUGGAGAAAAAACCUGUGGAUAUUCGUUUCUAAAUUCACUGAGUUUGACGCCAGGAAGCUACAUAAGCUAUAUAAGCAUGCAAUCAAGAAAAGACAGGAAAACGCCCAGGCAAUGGAGCAGAACACUAGAACUACAAACACCCACGGCUAUAAACAUGCAGAUAUCGAGCGUCUGAAGGACAACUCCCACCAGGACGACAGCAGCAGGGACAGCUACAGCUCCGACAGACACCAGCCCUCGUCUCGAUACCACGAGAGCAGCAGCAGCAAAGACAGGCACGGCUCGUCCGAAGCCCACCGCAAGACGUCGACGGGGGAGUCCAGGAAGAGACCCUACUCCUCCUUCAGCAACGGCAAAGACCACCGAGACAGAGACCACUACAGGCCGGACAGCAGGGACCGGGACAGGCAGGACAGGUACUACAGCGACAGUAAGCACAGGAAACUGGACGACUACCGCUCCAGCAGAGACCACCGGCUGGACGUCAAGGACCACUCCCACUCGGACCACCGCUCCUCCUAUCGCUACCACUCGGACUGGCAGUCGGACCAGGGCCGGGGGGCCUCGGGCGGCGGGCCCCGCUCGCCCCGAGACCAGCGCUCGCCCUACGACUCCCGCUCGCCCAUGGGACACCGCUCGCCGUUCGAUUACUCGUCGGACCACAAGAGCACGCCGGAGCAGAUCUGGAGCGGCCGCAAAACAUAACAGGAGCUGCCCGGGCCUGCUCCGCGCCGAGCAGCCGCAGACCGGACUAACACAACACAGCAGAGGCCUUACAGGGACUGCGGACCGCAAGCCGAAGCUGGGCCAAGCACUGUGGACCCGUCAGUCAGUCAGUUCAGCAUGGCUGUCCUCUUCCUCCUUUGGCUUCAGCUGCAGCACAUCUCAGAUCCUGGAGCCGGACCACAUGGAGCGGGUCGCACCAGGCAGCAGAUCACAAAGCAAAGCAUAUUUUUCUAUUUAAGAGUUUAAAGCUGCGUGGACUCGAUGGCGCGCGGCACUAUGUUGUCGUUUCUUUUUUGGGGGUUAUUUUUAUAAAGUUUUUUAACUCUGGAAAUGGACUAAAUCGACCCUGAGUGCUGCCUCAUACCCCACCCCCACCCACCCCCCCAUGACACUGGAUCCUGUAUUUGACUGUUCUCCAUGUUCGUCCGUCUGUCUGUCGUCCGUCUGUCCGUCUCUCUUCCAUCACCCUUAAUGUGAUGAUCUACCUUUAUUUAAGUGUUAAAGCGGCGAGAAGUCACGAAUCCCGUUACAGGUCGACGUCGAAGGUGUCUGCUGGGCUCCGGCCCACCACCUGAAGUACCUCAUUUACAGCAUUUCUCAUUUCCUGAUCAGGUUUUUCUUUUUCCAUCCUGAUGCGUGAAUUAUUUAAUAACAUAUCUUAGCUGUAAAAAAUAAUCAUUUUUUUUAUGUGAGCGACUUGUAUCAUGUUUUUUUUCUCUCCCCUUCAGUAAUACUGUUGUAAAUUUUUGUAAAAUAGUAAAUCAGUGGUCUUUUUCCUCAGGCUUUUUUGGAUUUAUUAUGACUCUACUUUUCCCAUUCAACUCAGGCUUUUUUGUCGUUCUACGAGUGAGUUUCUGUACAAUAGUUCUUUCAUAUUAAUGCUUUCAGAAUGUAACUUUUGGUAAAGGGAAAGUUCUUUAACAACAUUCAGUUUUAUCACUUAGAUCUUAUUAGUCGUCUCAGUUCGUGCGAAUCAGCGAGAUGGAAAGAAACGCCGUCUUUCACAUAGAAGCACCUCCUAGAUCUUAAAGUAGACUUUUUACAUACAUCCCUUUUCGUUUUUUUUUUUUUCUUUUCUUUACCUUCUCAUUUCAUUUUCUACGUAGGCAAUAAUAAUGUCAAUGUUCUAUGCAGCCAAGUAUAUUUGGUGAACCACCCAAACUGAAUGAAGUCACUGUUACGGUUCACUCUGUUGUACAUAAAUUUCCUCUAUAUUUCAAAAUGGAAUUUACACUGAAAGUGCAUGAAUUUUUAUGAACUGUUUUAUAUAGUUGUUUAUGAAGCCAUUAAAAUCAAUCACUGUACUCACUCGUAU
Messenger RNA from Sphaeramia orbicularis (orbiculate cardinalfish), 7144 nucleotides. RefSeq names its product chromodomain helicase DNA binding protein 1 (gene chd1). Gene Ontology annotation, cellular component: nucleus; chromatin. Gene Ontology annotation, biological process: nucleosome organization. The coding region runs from base 403 to 5808 and encodes 1801 amino acids. The record is from RefSeq and is a predicted model, not a curated record. Lineage: Eukaryota; Metazoa; Chordata; Actinopteri; Kurtiformes; Apogonidae. The transcript has 36 exons. Gene Ontology annotation, molecular function: histone binding; ATP hydrolysis activity; DNA binding.